AUGGUGAACCACCGUAUUCCUUCGGUCUUCUCCAAGACUUACGUUACCCCACGUCGUCCGUUUGAAAAGCCGCGUCUCGAUGCGGAAUUGAAGAUUAUUGGCCAAUACGGUCUACGCAACAAGCGUGAAGUAUGGCGUGUCAAGUACACGCUUGCCAAGAUCCGCAAGGCUGCCCGUGAGUUGCUCACGCUGGAAGAGAAGGAUGAGAAGCGUCUGUUCCAAGGUAAUGCCUUGUUGCGUCGUCUCGUGCGUAUUGGCGUGCUGGAUGAAUCCCGCAUGAAGCUCGAUUACGUUCUCGGUUUGCGGAUCGAGGAUUUCCUUGAACGUCGUCUGCAGACGCAAGUGUUCAAGCUGGGAUUGGCCAAGUCGUACCAUCAUGCCCGUGUUCUGAUUCGCCAGAGACACAUCCGUGUCCGUAAGCAGGUCGUGAACAUUCCCUCGUUCAUCGUCCGUCUGGAUUCGCAGAAGCAUAUUGACUUCUCGCUGAAGUCGCCGUUCGGCGGUGGUCGCCCUGGUCGCGUCAAGAGGAAGAACCUGAAGAAGGGACAGGGUGGCAGCGGUGGCGCUGAAGAGGAGGAGGAAGAUUAA
Messenger RNA from Anopheles marshallii, 588 nucleotides. RefSeq names its product 40S ribosomal protein S9 (gene RpS9). The record is from RefSeq and is a predicted model, not a curated record. Bases 1 to 588 code for a protein of 195 amino acids. The transcript has 3 exons. Gene Ontology annotation, molecular function: rRNA binding; structural constituent of ribosome. Gene Ontology annotation, biological process: translation; positive regulation of translational fidelity. NCBI's taxonomy places the organism in Eukaryota, Metazoa, Arthropoda, Insecta, Diptera, Culicidae. Gene Ontology annotation, cellular component: cytosolic small ribosomal subunit.